This is a messenger RNA of Cannabis sativa, 2015 nucleotides long. Its product is annotated as manganese-dependent ADP-ribose/CDP-alcohol diphosphatase. Gene Ontology annotation, molecular function: CDP-glycerol diphosphatase activity; manganese ion binding; ADP-ribose diphosphatase activity. The transcript is spliced from 2 exons. Lineage: Eukaryota; Viridiplantae; Streptophyta; Magnoliopsida; Rosales; Cannabaceae. The coding region runs from base 703 to 1662 and encodes 319 amino acids. The record is from RefSeq and is a predicted model, not a curated record.
UACCAAAGGAAUCCUUAAACCAUUAAAACCAUGAGCUUUAUCACAGAGAUUUUAAAAAAGCCUCUUCAACUUCUUUAGUAAAAACAUCAUCAAGUGAACAAAAAUGUUCUAAUAAAUUCUGCUAUCAAUAUCCCAGAUAUAGCAUCAGGAUCCACACAUUGAGACUGAAACAAUCAUCAAAAAAGUUUGAAAUUAGCCCUUUGAUGGUUCUAGUGGCUUUUUAUGAAAUUUUUAAAUAUUUUCAUUACCUGUCCUUAACCAAUUUAUUCUAAAUCUUUGUUGCCAAUAAAAAAAUGUAAUCUUGAAAUUUUAUUUUGAAGGGCCUCAAUUUUAGGGUUUUUUUUCCAGCAUUUAAGAUUAUUAAUACAGUGAUUGUUUUCCGGUGGAAGAUCAGUUUGCCCUCCAUAAAACGCUGACCCUUUAUUACCGUAGCAGAAAAAUAAGAACUGUCGGCAUUAGGAAUGAGAAAACUAAUAGAAGGCUAGAUCGUGAUUAGAAGAGACACUGAGGGGUAUCUCAGUCAUUCAUUCACCAACCCAAACCCAAUUACCACCACUCUCUUAUUCACCAAUAUUCCCAUGUUGCCGAGACCAGGAAUAUAGGAUUGUAAUCCUACUACUUCAAAUUCUUCAAGUAACCACUCUCACCACAUCCUAUUCACCUUUGCUCACUUUUUUUAAGGGUCAUCUGCAAGCUUACAUUAUGGGAUCUGCUAAUGCAUUUAGUAAGCAGGGAAGUUGUCCCGUCUUGUCUUUUGGCGUAAUAGCUGAUGUUCAGCAUGCUGAUAUUCCUGAUGGUCGCUCUUUUCUUGGCGUUCCACGGUAUUAUCGUCAUAGUAUUCUUGUUCUACAGAGAGCAGUGCAGAGAUGGAAUGCAGACAAGAAGCAUAAAUUUGUCAUCAAUUUUGGGGAUAUUGUUGAUGGUUUCUGCCCAAAAGACCUAUCUUUAAGUACAGUAAAUAAAGUUGUUGAAGAAUUUGAGAAAUUUGAUGGCCCUGUCUAUCAUAUGAUUGGCAAUCACUGUCUCUACAAUCUUCCUAGGGACAAGUUACUUCCAAUGUUGAAGAUUCCAAGUGAGGAUGGUUGUGCUUACUACGAUUUUUCCCCAAGUCCCGAGUUUAGAUUCGUCGUCUUGGAUGGCUAUGACAUAAGUGCAAUUGGCUGGCCUCAAGAUCAUCCUAAAAGAUUGGAGGCUGUGAAAAUCCUCAAGGAGAAGAAUCCAAAUUCAGACAAGAAUAGCCCCGAGGGACUGGUUGGUAUCGAGAGAAGGUUCCUCAUGUUUAAUGGAGCUGUUGGGAAAGAGCAACUGAAAUGGUUAGAUGGCAUCCUUCAGGAGGCAACAAACAUGAUGCAAAAAGUAGUGAUCUGUUGUCAUCUGCCUUUAGAUCCCGGCUCAACAUCUUUUGCAGCUCUUCUAUGGAACUUCGACGAAGUAAUGGGUCUGAUACACAAGUACAAUUGUGUAAAGGUUUGCAUUGCUGGUCAUAAUCACAAAGGUGGGCAUUCAAUUGACUCUCAUGGAAUACACCACAGAGUUCUUGAAGCUGCUCUUGAGUGCCCUCCAGAAAAAGAUGCCUUUGGAUAUAUGGACCUUUAUAAUGAUAGACUAUCACUUACUGGUACUGAUCGGAUGGAAAGUACUGAUAUGUGCUUCAGUCCUUAAUCAGACAAUUGAUAAAGUUUGGGAGACUACCAUUUUAAAGAUUCAAAAGUUGCAUACUUUCAUGGUAAAAUACCAUGAUCAUUGUCCACCUAUCUCUUUACUCUUAAGAGCAAUUGUUCCCAUGACUUUAAAUUCUUCAUUGAAUACUACCAUGUAUAAACUUUUCUUUUUCAAUUAGCCAAGGACAGUCCCAAAGAAGUUUUUCGACUAGGUAUAUUGCCAUUGGCAUCAAAGGAAGUUCUAUUAUUGUUACGGUUUUCCUCUCCCACAAUUUUAUAGAAGAAAUAAAGAGAGGAAACUAAAUGUAAAGUUUGAUCACAUGUUCGAAAUUCAUAUGAUUUCCAAUCUCUUGA